CCGUUCAUGCUGCUGAGUAAGCAAGGCACACGGCAAACGGUUGUGCGACACCUUAAAUUGGAAAGCGUCGAUGUUCACUAUCCCACUUUGUUUCUUUCCUUCGCUAUACCUGCGUUACCUGUCUUUGGCGUAUCAAUGCAAAUACUCACAGGGAAACCAGCGAUCUGCUUCAUACCAAAGAGGAACUUUGUAAUUCCCUCCAACAAUAAAUCCCUUCAGCAUGAAGAAGGCGGAGCGAGUGUUAUUCUGUAUGCUUGUCUCCUAUCGAGAUACUCUAUGUCUAAUGGUGACACUCGUCGCUGUCGCACUCGCUUCCACUCGCACUCUCAUACUCCGAGUCAUCGACGCCCACAUCCAGAGUUCGCUGCUCAACAUCGAAGCCCGCUUUUGUGAGACCUUCAUUAAUUUCGGCGGCCUUAGCGGGUGCGGUGACCACGACGGCAACGGAAGACGAUGGAUCGAAGAGAGGGAGGAAAUGCUGCUUCAGGGAAGUGAGGACAUCCUCUUUCGUGACGGCUUGGAAUCUCUCAAGCAAUUCAACAUUGAAGUUUUGAGGUACCCCCUUCAGCGCUUGAUUGAUGAAUGAUAGAAGGCCCUGAGCACAUAUCGUCAGCACCGUUCGAAUAAAGAGAUGCUGUGUAGACCAC
Messenger RNA from Somion occarium, 647 nucleotides. The record is from the annotation of a GenBank genome assembly. Lineage: Eukaryota; Fungi; Basidiomycota; Agaricomycetes; Polyporales; Cerrenaceae.